CUUCCUCUUGAAUCUAGGGAGGCAGGGCUUGUUUUCUCCUCUCAGAGCAGAGCCUGGCAUCUCCCCAUGAACAGAGCAGGCUCCUGAGGUCUCCAGGAUGCCUAACCCAGCCUCCUGGCCCCACCCUCCUGGUCCUCUCCGGCUGCUGACUUUACUGCUGGGACUCACAGGAGUGGCAGGUGAGGAGGAGCUGCAGGUGAUUCAGCCUGAGAAAUCCGUGUCGGUCACAGCUGGAGAGACGGCCACUCUGCACUGCGCUAUGACCUCCCUGGUCCCUGUGGGGCCCAUCCAGUGGUUCAGAGGAGCUGGACCAGGCCGGGAAUUAAUCUAUAAUCAAAAAGAAGGCCAAUUACCCCGGGUAACAGCUGUUCUAGACCAGACAAAGAGAAACAACAUGGACCAUUCCAUCCACAUCAGUAACAUCACCCCAGCAGACGCCGGCACCUACUACUGUGUGAAGUUCCGGAAAGCGAGCCCUAUUGACGUGGAGUUGAAGUCUGGACCAGGCACUGAGCUGUCUGUGCGGGCCAAACCCUCUGCCCCCGUGGUGUCAGGCCCUGCGACGAGGGUCACACCUGAGGACACAGUGAGCUUCACCUGCAAGUCCCACGGCUUCUCCCCCAGAGACAUCACCCUGAAAUGGUUCAAAAAUGCAAAUGAGCUCUCAGCCCUUCAGACCACCGUGGACCCCGCAGGAGACAGCGUGUCCUACAGCAUCCGCAGCACAACCAGGGUGGGACUGACCCGUGGGGACAUUCGCUCUCAGGUCAUCUGCGAGGUGGCCCACGUCACCUUGCAGGGAGACCCUCUUCGUGGGACUGCCAACUUGUCUGAGGCCAUCCGAGUUCCACCCACCUUGGAGGUUACUCAACAGCCCAUGAGGGCAGAGAACCAGGUGAACGUCACCUGCCAGGUGAAGAAGUUCUACCCCCAGAGCCUACAGCUGACCUGGUUGGAGAACGGAAACGUGUCCCAGAAAGAAUCAGCUUCAACCCUCAUAGAGAACAAGGAUGGCACCUACAACUGGGCAAGCUGGAUCCUGGUGAACACCUGUGUCCACAGGGAUGGUGUGGUGCUCACCUGCCAAGUGGAGCAUGAUGGGCAGCCGGCGGUCAGCAAAAGCCUUCGCCUGGAAGUCUCAGCCCACAGGAAGGAGCAAGGCUCAGAUGUUACCCAUGGCCCAGCACUGGCUCCUACUGCUCCACUCCUUGUAGCUCUCCUCCUGGUCCCCAAGGUACUACUGGUGGUUGGUGUCUUUGCCAUCUACAUCUGCUGGAAACAGAAGGCCUGACUUUCCUUCACUCCUUCCCUGCCAUGUGAGACCCUCAGUAUCUACUGCCUCCUUCCUUUCUUGAGAGGCUCAGCCUGAGAGAAGGAGCUGGUGAGAAGAUUCCCCAGACUGAGCUCCAAAUGCGUCCUUUCCCAGGACAU
Messenger RNA from Callithrix jacchus (white-tufted-ear marmoset), 1431 nucleotides. RefSeq names its product signal regulatory protein beta 1 (gene SIRPB1). The record is from RefSeq and is a predicted model, not a curated record. NCBI's taxonomy places the organism in Eukaryota, Metazoa, Chordata, Mammalia, Primates, Cebidae.